UAUUUUAAUGAUCAGUAGAAGAACUGUGGUUUAUACUGUAGCUCACAUCCAGGCGGAGUGGAUAUUUACUGUUACAGCCAUCCCAGGACUGAACUAGGGACUUAUCCUGCUUUUGUACUUUUGGUUAAAAAAACAAAAACAACUAGAUCUGACAGCUGGAGUUUAGUGCCCCAGAAGACACAGUCACAGAAUCCGAUCACUACCAAAGUCCAUACAGCCUUAAAUACUGCACCAUGGCUCAGUAUGAUCAACUUGAGGAUAAGGACUCUCUGGAUAUCCAUGAUAACCCACCAGUACCUGAUAAUGUGGUCAAGGAGGAUGACAACACUGUAUAUUUUGUCUAUGAUGAAGAGGUAGAGGAAGAAGAGGCCCCCCCUCCCCCGACUCCUGAGCCUGUGAUCCAAGUGAAUGACAGGCCACAUAAGUUCAAGGAUCACUACUGCAAGAAACCCAAGUUCUGCGAUGUCUGUGCUCGAAUGAUUGUCCUCAAUAACAAAUUUGCCCUGCGCUGCAAGAACUGCAAGACCAAUAUUCAUCAUGCAUGCCAAUCCUAUGUGGAGUUCCAGAGAUGCUUUGGCAAAAUACCUCCAGGUUUCAGACGGGCAUACAGCUCGCCUUUGUAUGAUCAGGAGAUAAAUAACCCUGGCCAGCAAAAUCGCUCCGACCCUGUUUUCGAUACUCUGCGAACUGGAGUUAUCAUGGCAAAUAAGGAGAGAAAGAAAAACUCAGAUGAUAAAAAGAAUAUGAUGAUGAUGAUGGAAGAAGAAGAGGCUCAGCAGCCCAAAGAGGGUGAAGAGGGGGGAGAAGGAAAGCAGGAUGCAGAUAAAAAAGACAAGACGGCUGCAGAUGACAAGAAUAAAAAACAGCAGCAGACCUUUAGUCAGACUCACUACUACCUGGCUUUGUAUCGUUUCAAAGCAAUUGAAAAGGAUGACCUGGACUUCCAUCCUGGCGAUCGCAUUACAGUGAUUGAUGAUUCUAAUGAAGAAUGGUGGAGGGGUAAGAUUGGAGAGAAAACAGGUUACCUUCCCAUGACUUACAUCAUCAGGGUGCGUGCAGCAGAGAGAGUGUAUAAGGUGACACGCUCCUUCGUGGGGAACAGAGAGAUGGGUCAGAUCACACUAAAGAAAGACCAGAUAGUGGUGAAGAAAGGAGAGGAGGUGAAUGGCUAUCUCAAAGUCAGUACAGGCCGUAAACUCGGCUUCUUCCCCGCUGAUCUACUACAGGAGAUCUAAAUGACAACAUGGCACCAGUACAGGACCAGUGUGCCUACAUCAGGAACUAAUGAAAACAAAUACAAUGUAUUUUAGCCUCACAAAUAUAUAGAAAUACAGGUAAUUAUAACCGUGUAUUACUGUCUACUGGAUGUAGACAUGGAAAUAAUCUAAAAACCAUUGUUCCGUGGAACGAACACACACACACACACACACACACACACACACCAAUUAUACAGUAUCUAAAAGACAAUUAAUCACAGUUUACAAUAAAAUGGAAAAGAAAUACACAAUCAAACCACAAACUGCCUUGUGCAUAAACUUGCAGAAAUUUCUUAGGUACACAAAAGUGCACAUUUAUAAGGUUUGCAGAUUUGCAGUUGGUUGUUUCAGAGGUCUUGGAGAACUUCCUCAUAAAUACUUUGGUUCAUGCUUUUGUCUCUGCAGGGAAAAAAGGGUCCUUUAUUUUUUUUAAAUAAUGUUUGGAACACUAUUGCUCAAUGCAUAUAAAAUAAAUGUUUAUAUACAGGAUACAAUACUGUGCAGUGGCUCAUGUUACUAAUGUUUGUAUAGAAGUAUACACUUUUGUAUUGUAAUAAUACACUUUAUUACACAAUAUAUUUUUCAUUUUCUAAACUGAAGUAAAUAAAUGAUGUGCAGAGAAACUGAAAGCAAUUAUGAAUUAUUCUCAAAUGCAUAAUUCAUAUAUUAUUUAAAAUAAGUUUUUUUUAUUUCCAAAUAAUCACUAUUUGAGGGGAAAUAAUAGUAGAUAACAUGUUGUGAAUGUCCAUUUUAACUAGAUUUUACGUAUUUAAACACUCUCAUGACGUUCUGUAUAUGUCUGGUGUAUCGAUUGAGCAUUUUCAGGGCCUGAGGCAUUAAAAUCCUGAAGAUUUUUGAGAACAAUGUCACAAAAAAUAAAUAAUCCUGGCAGCUUAUCUGCGUAGUUUCAUAUACUAUUCAGAUCAAUUUUCAACUUCUAAAUAAAGCAGCUAUU
Molecule: messenger RNA, 2211 nt
Organism: Clarias gariepinus (North African catfish)
Lineage: Eukaryota; Metazoa; Chordata; Actinopteri; Siluriformes; Clariidae
Gene: stac3
Product: SH3 and cysteine rich domain 3
Exons: 13
Coding region: 234-1235 (333 amino acids)
Biological process (GO): skeletal muscle contraction; positive regulation of voltage-gated calcium channel activity; positive regulation of protein localization to plasma membrane
Cellular component (GO): extrinsic component of cytoplasmic side of plasma membrane
Molecular function (GO): protein binding
Source: RefSeq, a predicted model, not a curated record